Molecule: messenger RNA, 213 nt
Organism: Venustampulla echinocandica
Lineage: Eukaryota; Fungi; Ascomycota; Leotiomycetes; Helotiales; Pleuroascaceae
Product: membrane component of ER protein translocation apparatus
Exons: 3
Coding region: 1-213 (70 amino acids)
Biological process (GO): post-translational protein targeting to membrane, translocation; protein targeting
Cellular component (GO): Ssh1 translocon complex; membrane
Molecular function (GO): transmembrane protein transporter activity
Source: RefSeq, a predicted model, not a curated record
AUGUCCGACCAACUCCAAGAAUUCAUGGAUAUCCCAAGGGAUUUUAUUAAGGAUGGAUCACAGUUCCUCGCCCGGUGCACAAAGCCGGACAGGAGCGAGUUCAUGAAGAUCUCGCAAGCAGUCGGUGUUGGUUUCCUUGUAAUGGGCGCGGUCGGUUUCCUCAUCAAGCUCAUACAUAUUCCGGUCAACAAUAUCCUCGUCGGAGGCGCAUAG